CUGGCAAAUUUUUGUUUCUUCAUCCACUCGUGCUGCACUGCCUGCCUUUCUUGGGAACUCGUUCACUACUUUUAGUCUGUCUUUCAUCAUGGCCGCCGACGAUCGGGCUUCCGAGUACACCGGUGUGCUUGGAUUCUUCAUUGCCAUCACUACGAUCUCCGUCUCGCUGAGAUGCUACACCAAGUUGUUCAUCGUCAAAUCCUUUUCCUCCGAUGAUAUCUUCGCCGUAUUGACUCUUUUUGGUUUCCUUGUAUUCUGCACAUUGGCUCUGUUGGGCGUGUCCAAAGGCACUGGCAAACAGCGAUACCUCAUUCCGGACAAUGAUUUCCCCGAUGGUAUGAAGUGGUGGUGGGGAUGCGAACCUACCUACAUCGCCUGCAGCAUCUGCCUGAAAACAAGCAUCGGCAUCUUCCUGCUUCGUAUUGCCGUCGACCGUGUUCACCGGAUGAUUCUUUGGACAUGCCUUAUUGUCAUUCAAGUCUACAGCGUGUUCUUCUUCUUUCUCUUCACCUUCCAGUGCACGCCCGUCUCUAACUUCUGGACGCGGUUCCGUGGUGUUGAGGGCAAAUGCAUUGAUAGUAACAUCAUCGUUGGCACUUUCUACGGCUACUCAGCAUUAGUCUGCAUCACGGAUUGGACUUUCAGCAUUGUACCCAUCUUCAUCGUUCGACGACUACAAAUGAGCUCGCAGAAGAAGGUCUCCGUCGCGGUUGUCCUAGCUUUCUGUGCCAUCGGAUCCACUGCCACAGUCAUCCGAAUCCCCUACAUUGAAGGCCUUAAAGACGCCGAAAACUUCCUUUACACCACCACCGACGUGGCUAUCUGGUCUAUUAGCGAGGUGGGGAUUGGACUGUUCGCGGCCUCCACCGCAACCCUGCGACCUCUUCUCCGCGUAGUUUUGGGCGACAGCUCCAUCACUGGGGGCUCGUCGUCUCGCAAAAUGUCCCGCAACUGGGGUGGAACCAACCCUCUGCGAUCCGGAUACAUGGGCGAUGCCAGUGACAACAAUGGAGGCCACGUAGUGGGAAACGGCAUACCGCUCGAUGCCCAAGACCCCAAGAAAUACCCCAGGGUAAACACGACGAAUAACAGCGGCUUGAGCCGUUCGACGAGCACAUCGCAGUUAAGAGAUUGGGAAAGCAAGAGCAAGGACUCUGACGAUGAUUCCAGCCCGGUUAAUCCGUUCCGACAUGGUGGCAUUACCAAGACGGUGAACAUUUCGCAGGUACCUGCUGGACAUUCAAUCGACUACACGUCAUUUCUUUCAUUAUGUACAUUAUCAUGUACAAACAGUUCGUCAUUAGAGGAGCACACACGCUUGAUAGCACCACCACCACAACGGGGAAUCAUAUAUGCCUCGGAAUCUAGGAUAUCAAAAGGUUCAAACUUUUCUACGAUGUCGCAUGUGAUCAACCGUGGUUCGCUUUCUCUGACUGUCCCCCCUCCAAUUCCAUCCAUUUUGGCACAUGUCCUCUCUCGUACGCUGCAAACAUGCAAUAAAACGUCGUCAGGCGUUCCACGCCGUCUUCCAUUUCUAUGCAACGUCUUCAGGCGCCCACCCCCAACAGCCCAAACUCCCCCGAGAAAAACGGUCCGACCAAAAGAAUGUCAACAAAUCGCCUACCAACCAUCCAUCCAGUCGGGUAAUGUGUGGCAGGACUAUCGAACACUAAUUUGGGUUCCAUCUGGGACCGCCUAUGCCCUAAAGCAAGCGUCCCCCCUCCCCUUCUCCAAACGCCAGAAUUCCAGACCCACGUGCUGCUAG
Molecule: messenger RNA, 1765 nt
Organism: Periconia digitata
Lineage: Eukaryota; Fungi; Ascomycota; Dothideomycetes; Pleosporales; Periconiaceae
Source: the annotation of a GenBank genome assembly